Messenger RNA from Pantherophis guttatus, 2420 nucleotides. RefSeq lists its product as uncharacterized. Gene Ontology annotation, biological process: regulation of gene expression. Gene Ontology annotation, cellular component: nucleus. Lineage: Eukaryota; Metazoa; Chordata; Lepidosauria; Squamata; Colubridae. The record is from RefSeq and is a predicted model, not a curated record.
AUGGGAUAUGAAGUCCUCUCCUCGUUAGAGCCGAGGCACUUGCCCAGAGACUACAAUGCCCAUUCUCCAAAAGCGCUGCAGAAGAUUUCCCCCCCCCCCCCCGUGGCGCUUGAGGCUUUGGAUCUGGCUUGCGCGAUCUUGCAGGAUCCUGAGCUUUGCAGAUCCGGCCAUGGCGAGGUUACAAGAAGAGAGUUCCCCGAUGUAAUAAUAAAAUUGGAACAAGGAGAGGAGAAAUGGCUGUCAAGAAACGCGGAACAAGAAAGGAAAGCGUUGCUCUCACCUGGCCAAGAAAGUGAAACUACAACGAAUAACACUCCAGAGCUUCCUGUUGUGAUCAUAAAGAAGGAAGAACAGGAAGGUCAGUGGGUGCUGUAUCGCCAGGCUCCGGAAGGAAAUGGGGCCUUCCCAGCUUCUCGUUCAGAAAAGGAGCUGACACAGAGCUACGUGGGAAGUAAGGAGAAUAAAUGUGCCGAUUGUGGGAAAAACUUCACGCAGAGGUCCAGCCUUGUCAGACACGAGAAGACCCAUACUGGAGAGAAACCAUAUCGGUGUUUGGAGUGUGGAAGGAGCUUCAGUCAGAGAUCGAUCUUGACCCGACACGAGAGGACCCAUAUGGGAGAGAAGCCAUAUAAAUGCUCUCAGUGUGGGAAAAAUUUCCGCCACAAAUCAGCACUCCUGAGGCAUGAAAAGAUGGAGGCUGGGGAAAAGCCCUACGAAUGUUCACACUGUGGGAAGGGUUUUAUUCAGAAGUCAAACUUUCUCAUCCACGAGAGAAUCCACACGGGCGAGAAACCGUACCUGUGCUCUGAUUGUGGGAAAAGUUUUGUCCAGCGGUGGCAUCUCCUUGUCCACGAGAUGACCCAUAAGCAGGAGGCAUCCCAUGAAUGUUCAACAUGCGGUAAGAAAUUCAAUCACAGCUUAAGCCUUCUCAUCCAUGAAAGAAGCCACACGGGGGAGAAAAUUCAUCAGUGUUCCGAUUGUGGGAAAAACUUCACGCAGAGAUCCAGCCUUGUUUGACACGAGAAAACUCACACGGGAGAGAAGCCGUAUAAAUGCACAGAAUGUGGGAGGAGUUUCAGCCAGAGGUCCAUCUUGACCAGGCACGGGAGAGAAGCCGUACACAUGCUCCGAAUGUGGGAAGAGUUUCCGUCACAAAUUGGCGCUCCUCAGGCACGAAAAAAUGGAAGCGGGAGAAAGGCCUUAUCGGUGUGAGCACUGCGGGAAAGGUUUCAUUCAGUGGUCCAACUUCCGGAUACACGAGAGGAUCCAUAUGGGCGAGAAACCCUAUCAAUGCGCAGACUGUGGGAAGCGGUUCCUUCAAAGGUUGCACCUUCUCGUCCAUGAGAUGACGCAUAAGGAAGAGAAACCCUAUGAGUGUUCGAAGUGUGGGAAGAGAUUCCAUCACAACUUAAGCCUUGUGAUCCACCAAAGAAGCCACACAAGAGUGAAAACAUAUUGUGGGAAAAGCUUUGUUGAUAAAACAAGUUUUAGCAGACAGGAAAGCGUACAGCAAGAGGAGAAGUUGUAUUCCUGCUCUGGCGGUGGGAAACACUUCGGUUCUAGGUUAGCUCUCCUCAGACACAAAAGUCCUAAAGUGGGAAGGAAGCCAUAUUGUUUCUCUCCCUGUGGAAAAAGCAUCAUUCCAAAAUUAAAGCUUCUUGCAGCUCCCAAGGGUCCCCAUAAUGGAUCAAAUUUGGACACCUGCUUCCACUGUGGAAGAGGAUACAGGCUGAAAUGUAAGCUCGUCAUACAUGAGAAAGCCCAUCUAAGAAAGAAACCAUAUAAACUAGCGUGUGGAAAAAGUUUCAGCCACAGGUCCAAUUUUAUUGGAUUGCAGGAGAAGACACACAUGGUUGAAAAGCAAUACAAGUGUGCUGGCUGUGGGAAAUUAUUUAACAACUGGUCGAACCUCUUAAAACAUCAAAAGACCCACACGGGAGAAAAGCCUUACAACUGUGCCAAGUGUGGGAAGAACUUCAGCAAUAAAGCAACUCUUGUACACAAGAGGACCCACACCGGUGAAAAGCCGUACCAGUGCUUCAGCUGUGAUAAAGGUUUCACCAGCAAAUCCAGCUUAAUCAAACAUGAGAGGAUCCACAUGGGGGAGAAACUCCACAUCUGUUCAGAAUGUGGGAAAAGCUUCAUCCAGAAAUCAAACCUUCUCCGGCACAAGAAGAUCCACAAAGGAAAACCGGAGAAUCUGUUCUCGGAUCGUGGGGAAAGUUCCAGGUUGCACAUGAACCGGAUGAGAAAUUCAGGGAUCCGUGCAAAAGAGAAACCGAACCAAUGCAUCCCCUAUGAGGAAAUGUUUCUCGUGGUCCACAAGGAAACCCAUGAAGUGGAGAAACCGUAUUCGUGUUUGGUUGCGGGAAAAGCUUUUCGUACAAAUCCAGCCGAGGAAACACGAGAGAACUCAUGCA